AUGGUCGGACCACCUGUUCGGGAGCGAUACAAUGCCAAAGCCAGAGGAUCAGUAGCGGGCGGAUCAAGUCACAAGAAGCGUAAGAGGGCGAAGAAGAAUGAUGAUGACGGUGAUGCGCCAAAUGACAUGGCAGAGGGAAGUAGUAGUACAGUAGUGGAAGAUCCUACAGCUGGAAUGUCAUCUAAGAAGAGGAAAAGGUUCGAAUCAUUCAUGGCAAAGAAAGUGAAGACCGAACAACGAUUGGAGACUCUUAAAUUACUCGCAUCCCUCGCACCAUCCGGAUCUACCUCGGCAUCUUUACUGUCUUCAUCUACACUAGGCCAGAAUCCUUUGAACCCUACGAGUGCCCAGGAAAGGCAUGAUAAGAAGGAAGAUAAGCUGGUCAGACAGGGGAUAAGUAAAUUGGCGAAGAAGUUUGGUGAAAAUCAGGAUGAUGGAAAUGAUAGCUCAGCCGAUGAUGACGACAACCAGAUGCAUAACAAGAACAAGGGGAAAGGAAAGCAGAAGGAGUGGAUGAUUGAGAUUAUUAGAGAUCCCGAAAUGAAUGAGGGAAACGAAGAAGAUCAAGUGAACUCAACGGUGAUCCCCAGUAGAAGCGAUUUGAAAGCUCAGGCUAAAGCUCAGGCGAAAGGGAAAGGAAAGGGCAAGAUGCCCAAGAAGGCAAAUUGGAAUCCCAAUUUGCUCCAUACUCAACCCGCUUCAUCCUCUUCAUCAGAAUUUGAUUCUUCCGACUCUACAAAUGACACCUCCGAAGAUGAGGUUGACGACAAUCAAACGCAGCAAGAAACUCAACCUGAAGCUGGCCCCUCGUCUCCGACCAAGCUGGAGACGCCAAAUCCCCCUCCUGCGCCUGUGUCUUUUGGCGGCGCGUUGAAGAAGGCUACCGAUGGAGCAGCGGUACAGCCAAGGGUGGAAGUGAGAAAGAAGAAACCUAUUAUCGAUUAUCGGUUCUCAAGAGGGCUGAGAGAGGAGGAGGAUGAUUUGAAUGAAGAUGAGGAUGAAGACUCCGAUAUGGAAACUUCCGGAGAGGAAGAUGAAGAGGAAGACUUAACUUCUGGUGAAGAUGAAGAUCCAGGCUCUGAAGAUGGGAGUGAAGCUGAGGAAGAUGAUGAUGAUGACGACGACGACGAUGAAGAUGAAGAUGAAGGUGAAUAUGAAGUUGGCGACAUCAAAACUGAAGCAAAAGCACCGCCGAAAAAGCGUGCAUUAGGAUUCAAAGAUUGGGCACUGAAGCAGAUGGGACAAGCCACUCCGACUACCGCCCCCAACCUUCUCGAGAAGGACACCGCCUCCCCCACUAUCGCUAAACCAUUUCAACCCGUAUCAAAGCAUGCCGAGCUGGUCGGUCCUCUUGGUGAGAAGAUGAACAUACCUGCUACAUCUCUCUUGGAUCAAAGUAAAGGCAGUGAAAAUGCAACUGUGCGACCUGCAAUCAAGAGAAGGGAUUCCGUCACUGAGUCCAGGAUGAACCUUCCCAUCUUGGCAGAAGAACAAUCGAUAAUAGAGUCGAUCCUCAUGAAUCCCGUUGUGAUCAUCUGCGGUGAAACAGGAAGUGGUAAGACCACACAGGUACCACAGAUGCUGUACGAGGCUGGGUUCGGUUACAAAGGGUCAGACAAUCCUGGUAUGGUUGCUGUCACUCAGCCACGACGAGUGGCAGCUGUCUCUCUGGCUGAGCGAGUACGAUCAGAAUUGAACUUACCUCCUAAGUCGAGUAUAGUGGCUCAUCAAAUUCGAUAUUCAUCUACCACAUCUUCCACCACUUCUAUCAAGUUUAUGACUGACGGUGUACUCUUACGGGAACUUGCGUCGAACUUCCUGCUGAGUCGAUACAGCGUGGUUGUAGUUGACGAAGCACAUGAGAGAGGUGUGAAUACCGAUGUCUUAGUGGGGGUAUUGAGUAGAGUAGCUAAACUUAGAGAGAAGCUGUGGAGGGAAAAGAAAGAUCAAGAUAUCAAACCAUUACGAAUCGUCAUCAUGUCAGCUACCUUGAGAGUUUCUGAUUUCGCAGAAAACUCAGUUUUAUUCUCGAAACCACCACCCAUCCUACAUAUCACCGCCAGACAACAUCCCGUCACAAUUCAUUUCAGCCGCAGAACAGUUAGUGAUUAUGUUACCGAAGCGUACAAGAAGAUAUGCAAGAUACAUAAUAGAUUACCUCAGGGUGGUAUCCUCGUCUUCAUGACUGGACAGAGUGAGAUUCAGGGUUUGUGCAGGAUACUGGAAAAGAAAUAUAAUCAGAAUAAGAAUAAAUCGAAGAUACAGCAUCAAGAGAAACCCGAAGUGACUUUACCUGUUGAAGAACGAGAGACCGAAGAUGUUGAACUGGGAGGCGACAACGACUUAGCAGCUGAUGUCGACGAUGGGAAUGCGGAAAGUGAUCCAGAGGGUUUAGAUACAGAUGAGGAGGACAUCGAGGGCAUAGAAGGCCUGGAGAUAGAUGAGGCUACGGAUGCCCCCAUGCACGUUCUCCCCUUAUAUUCCCUUCUCUCCAACGAACAGCAAAUGCAGGUUUUCAAACCUCCACCUGAAGGUCAUCGACUAGUCAUCAUCUCUACCAAUGUCGCUGAGACUUCCUUGACUAUACCUGGUAUACGAUACGUGGUAGAUUCCGGUCGAGCCAAAGAAAGGCAUUACGAUCCUUCUACGGGUGUACAGUCAUUCCAGGUCUCCUGGAUAUCCAAGGCCUCUUCGUCCCAAAGAGCAGGUCGAGCAGGUCGUACAGGUCCAGGACACUGUUAUCGUCUAUACUCCUCAGCACUGUACGAAGAUCAUUUCGAGCAAUUCUCGAAACCUGAAAUACUCCGAAUGCCAAUCGAAGGUGUGGUAUUGCAAAUGAAGAGUAUGAAUAUCGACCAAGUGAUCAAUUUCCCUUUCCCAACUCCACCUGAUCGAUUCGCUCUCAAAAAGGCAGAAGAUCUAUUGACGAAUUUAGGAGCGUUGGAAAGGUCUACGCAAACUAGGAUGAUAGCUGGUCAAACUAGAUUAGGAGUCGAAGGUGGCAAAAUAACUGAUCUAGGUAUAAAGAUGUCAAGUUACCCUGUUACACCUAGAUUUGCAAAGAUGUUAAUUAUAGGUGAACAACAUGGGUGUUUACCUUAUAUCAUUGCGAUAGUCGCUGGGCUGAGUGUGGGAGAUCCGUUCGUACAUGAGAAUGCGAUUGAGAUAGAUGAAGAGGAAGAUCAAGGAAAUCCGGAAUUCUCACAUAUAACGGAUGAGGAAGUGAAAGAGAAGGAGGAAAGGAAAGAAACGAGAAAGAGGUUCUUCAAAGCUCAGCAGCAAUUUACUGCAUUAGGUGGCGGGACAAGCGAUAUGUUCAAGUUGUUAUCGGCUGUAGGAGCAUACGAGUAUGACCCUUCCUCGACUUUUUGUACAAAGAACUUCCUCCGUCUGAAGGCAAUGCAAGAAAUUCAUCAGUUACGAAAUCAGAUAUCUGCCAUCGCGAAAAUACCUUUAGGCAAACUGCUGCCACCUAAUGACACUCAGCUCAAAGUAAUUCGUCAAAUCCUCACAGCAGGAUUCAUCGACCAAGUGGCCGUUCGGGAAGACCUCGUCUUGAAAAAAGGUGGAUCAUACGAAUCCACCCGUGGAGUCAAAUACCGAGUUAACGGCGUACCCUCGACGGAAAACGUGUUUAUACACCCUUCAUCAACUUUGUUCCAUCGAUCACCACCUGAUUAUCUAGUUUUCACUGAACUGAUCCGCAGUCCAGGUGGUAAAACGUGGUUGAAGGGAAUAACCAAGAUUAAUCCAAAUUGGUUAUCUAACCUAGGCAAAAAUCUAUGUAGUUUCUCUAAACCUCAGGAAUUGCCUGGAAAUAGAACUAAGAUAAUUAAGAAUAAAGAUGGUACCGAGGAGAGGGAGGUAUAUGUUACUCCGCAUUUUAGGGAUUUGGGGGUGGAUUUGCCGGUUAUGAAGAUGAGGCAGAGAAAGGAGGGGACGAGGUGGGUGUUGAUCGAGUAG
Molecule: messenger RNA, 3963 nt
Organism: Kwoniella botswanensis
Lineage: Eukaryota; Fungi; Basidiomycota; Tremellomycetes; Tremellales; Cryptococcaceae
Exons: 9
Coding region: 1-3963 (1320 amino acids)
Biological process (GO): maturation of SSU-rRNA from tricistronic rRNA transcript (SSU-rRNA, 5.8S rRNA, LSU-rRNA)
Cellular component (GO): nucleolus; intracellular anatomical structure
Molecular function (GO): RNA binding; ATP binding; helicase activity
Source: RefSeq, a predicted model, not a curated record